This is a messenger RNA of Polyodon spathula (Mississippi paddlefish), 2855 nucleotides long. RefSeq names its product growth factor receptor-bound protein 7-like. Lineage: Eukaryota; Metazoa; Chordata; Actinopteri; Acipenseriformes; Polyodontidae. The record is from RefSeq and is a predicted model, not a curated record. Gene Ontology annotation, biological process: signal transduction.
GAGAGAGAGAGAGAAGGAGGAGGGCAGCGUAGAGAACAAGCAAACAGGAAAUCCUUGUUCAGGUUCAUUGUAAUCAAGCCGUCUUCUCCAUCGCAGCCCGCUCAGAAGACAGAGGGAGGUUUGGCAGCUAAUCCAGCCAGGUUUAUCCACAUGGGAGUCAAAUAACAAUCACAUCACAACCUCCUCCAGGCCCUGGGUCCACAGGGGGCAUAUAUAUCAAACGACUCUCAGAGAACUCGAUGGAUGAGGCGGGGCCGCAGCGAGAGCCCAAACAGGCGGACAGACAGGAGCCCCUCCCCACAGCCGCCCCCUCAGUGAAGAGAUCUCAGCCCUUGAGCAUCCAGAACCCCAGGCUGAAGGAGCAGGACUCGAUACCCAAUCCAUUCCCUGAGCUCUGCAGCCCCGCUCACUCUCCCAUCCUGAUUGGCUCCCCGCUGGGCACAGGCACACCCCCUGCACCCGGCACGCACCUGGUGAAGGUCUGCAUUGAGGACGGGCGCUCACGACUGCUGGACCCGGUCCCAGAGGGGGCCACAGCGAGGGACGUGUGCAGCCUGCUGGUGCAGCGCACCCAGAGCAGAGACCAGGAGACAUGGGCACUGGUGGAAAUACACCCCCACCUGGGGCUAGAGCGCUGUUUGGAGGACCACGAGAUCGUUCUGGAGAUCCAGGCCACCUGGCCACUAGAGGGUGACAGCAGGUUUCUGUUCCGCAAGAACUACGCCAAGUAUGAGUUCUUCAAGAAGCCCAUGCACUUUUUCCCAGAGCACAUGAUCUCAGACUGCCUGGACAUCAACAAGGGCAUGACAUCAUCAGAACUCAUCCAGAACCUGCUGCUGUCGGGCAGCUGCCCAGAGAUCCAGGGCUCCCUACAAGUGCGGCAGACAGGCAAGAAGGGCUGGAAGAGAAGCUGCUUCUUCCUCAGAAAGUCGGGGCUCUACCACUCCAACAAGGGCAGCUCCAAGGAGCCCCGGCACUUACAGUAUGUAGCUGACCUGGAGGAGCUGAAUAUCUACAGUGUGUCUCAGAGCAGGAAGCUGUACGGGGCCCCCACCGACUUCACGUUCUGCAUCAAGCCGUGUCGGAAGAGGUUUUGCGCACGGGAUCUGAAGCUGCUCUGUGCCGAGGAUGAGAGAACGAGAACCUGCUGGAUCACAGCCUUCCGACUCUUCAAGUUUGGGCAGCAGCUGCGGUGUAAUUACCAGCUCUCUGUGUCAACGAAGAAUCAGGACAGCGGCCGGCUCCCCCCAGGCAAGAGUGCGUCGGAGGCUGUCCUGGUAGCGAUGGAUUUCUCUGGAAAGGAGGGGGGGCGAGUGAUCGAGAACCCCAGAGAAGCACGGAGCGUGGAGCAGGAGGAGGGGCAAGCGUGGAGGAAGAAGACCAGUCACCGGUACAGUCUGCCCAGCUCCUACCAAUACUCUCUCAGCUCAGUGAUUCACCGCACGCAGGCCUGGUUUCACGGGGGAGUCUCACGGAAGGAAGCUCAGCAGCUCAUUCAGGAGCAGGGCCAGGUGGACGGGAUGUUUCUGAUUCGGGAGAGCCAGCAGCAUGCAAACUGCUUCGUCCUGUCACUGUGCUACCAGCUAAAAACCAAACACUACCUCAUCAUCCAGUGUGAAGAGGAAGGCAGGCUCUACUACACGAUGGAUGACGGCCUCACUCUCUUCACGGAUCUCAUUCAGCUUGUGGAAUUCCACCAGAUCAACUGCGGGAUCCUGCCUGUGCGUCUCAAACACUACUGUGUCUGUGUGGCGCUGUAACGAGACCUCCACACCACUGUGGGAGCUGCCUGCCCGCCUGCCUGCCUGUCUGUCUGUCUGCCUGCCUGUCUCUGUUGACAUGCAGCUUAAGUCAUGCUGUAUAAUCGUGCUGACAGGUGCUUGCAUUUAUACUUCAUGAUAGUCGGUGCUUUCUAUGAAAAUGGUCACUGACUGCGCCUGUGAUUCCCUAGAUAGAUGAGCGAGUCCACAGGCUUCUUUGCACACAGAGGGGAGGGUUUGGAAUGGGUUACACAGCCAAUACUUUAAGUGCAGUACAGAAGCAACACAGGCCCUGAGGACCAACACAGUGUGGAGGUAGCAGAGAGGGAAAGAGACACUUCUUCACACAGAGAGUGGGGAGGGGGUGGAAUAGGAUACCUAGCCAUGUUGAGUCUGAAUCGCUGGGAUUCUUUAAGACCCGGCUUGACAGAGUUCUGAGAUCAAUCAGCUGCUCGGAACCGGAUGAGUUCUGAUGGGCUGAACGGCCUCAUUUUCUUAUGUUCUUCUGAAAUAUUCUGCUUAACAGCAGCCUGGUGUAGUUUCACCUUCUCUCCACAAGAGGGCAGACUGAUAGUAAACAAUCGGCAGAUUUCCACGCAUUUAUAGAUGUCCAUGAGUAUUUAUUCAUACUGAGCACGCAGAAUACUUACCUGGAAUAUCUCCCCUUAAUUGCACCAUGCUAAGUUUCCUGCCUGUGUAUCUGUUUUAUAAUGCAUAGAUGGGUGUUUUUGUUUUCAAAUUUUUAUCCGGCCAAACCCAAACUCAUUUUAGUUUCUAAAAAUGAAAACAAAACAUCGCGACGGAGGGGAUGUAAUCCAUUUUAAUUGAACUUUCAACCCGUUUCUGUUGGAAAGCUCAGCUCACCUUUUUUUUUUUUUAAUUUUAAUUUUUUUUUUUUAAAUAAGGCCAGUUGAUAAAUAAUAUACAUGUAAAAAAAAUACUAUAAACUAAACCAAGUACAUCAUUUUACAAACAUCUGUUUAAUGUUGUGAUAUUUAGUACAAAACUGGGUUUGUAAAUGAAAGAUUGACCAAGGAAGAGUUCAACCCUAUAUAAUUUAUAAGCCGGUAAAUAAAAUGACAUUUCGUAUCAAAA